This is a messenger RNA of Pseudophryne corroboree (corroboree frog), 11536 nucleotides long. RefSeq names its product family with sequence similarity 174 member B (gene FAM174B). The record is from RefSeq and is a predicted model, not a curated record. The coding region runs from base 271 to 693 and encodes 140 amino acids. The transcript is spliced from 3 exons. NCBI's taxonomy places the organism in Eukaryota, Metazoa, Chordata, Amphibia, Anura, Myobatrachidae.
CAGCCUGAUAGGGGGGAAAUCUGUCAGUUCCCAAACUUCCAGCCCUCCCAUGUGUGUCCUUCAUCAAAUGAUUCACUGCAACGUGGUGCAAGAACCCUUCCGGGUUCCCAAUCCUAUUUCCUGCACCGUGCGAGCUGAGCAGCUGCAGCCAGCCGUGGAGAGGCUCCUGUAACCGGGGAGCGCAACACACAGAGUCGCGGCAGGGGAUCCAGGCAUCGGGGGGCGCACAGGGCACAGUCACCCAGCAGGAACCAUCAGCCACCGCAGAAAAUGAGAGCUCUCCUGCUGACCCUGCUGGGCUGCCUGCUGCUGGCAUGUGAUGCCAUGGGCAGCUCCAUGUACAGACGGGAGCUGGGCAGACUCCCCUCUACUACAGCCAGCAAUGUCAUCCACAACACCACCCAGGUGCCCUCUGCCCAGGGCAACGACACCUCCAAGGUGACCCGCUUUCAUAGCAUUGAGCAGUACAUGCCUACCAUCAAAAGCGUGUUCAUCUUCGUGUGCGGCUUCAGCACUUUCCUCAUCGCCUGUCUCAUCGUCAAGAUCUUCAGAUCUGGAAAGAGAAUACGGAAAACACGAAAAUAUGACAUAAUAACGACUCCAGCUGAACGAGUAGAAAUGGCCCCUCUCAAUGAGGACAAUUUUGAAGAUGAAGAUUCAACAGUGUUUGAUGUGAAGUACAGAUAUAGGUAAGAACAUUUGAUCUUCCAACAUCUGGACACAAAGAAUUCCAACGGAGUCAAAAGUCUGAAGCAGAGUUUGGAAUUAUUUAUCUUGAAGAGAAUAUGCGAAUUGUUUCUUUCCGUGCCCUUGUGUGCUGAGAAAUGACAUGGAUAAAUCAGCUUUAACUAGAACUAAAUACCCACGUUUACAGACCUGGAGACUUCAGGCAAACUGGGGAAAGAAGUGUGGACUACUUUCUAACUGGAUCAUUUUUGUGGGGGAAACUUUUGUUCUCUUAAUAUAUAUAUAUUUUUAAUACAAGCCAAAGACAAGCUGUGUCUUCGGUGUGAAGACCGUAAAUUACAGGAAACCUUUUACUGGUAAAGCAAAAUCAAUACACCUUCAGGUAAUACUUAAAUCAAUGAGCGCUCCCCCCCCCCCCCCCCCCCACACCGCCCUUUGUUCCCUCACUAUCCCAGUGAACUGCCAUGUAAAAAAAAUUAUUAGGUUCCUACCACAUGUUCUGCAGCCGGCUCGUGUGAUUUGCUGUACAUGCAAGCGAAGAUAACAUCCAGAUGGCACGAGAUGGAAAAUAGGCUGAGAACGUCCUUUUGUCAUUAUGAUACACCCCAUAUACAUCGCCACAGAUGAUGGAAACAUACCUUGCACCAGAAUGAAUUCUUCAUCUUGUCCCUGUUGGCUACUCACAUCUCACAUUUCAGUAGCCACAGUUACCCUGUUUUUUUUUUUUUUUUUUUAUAAAAUUGUUCAUGUGUUCAGGACUGGUUCUGUAUACUUGAUACAGCUGAUGGCCUAGUGUAUUAGAGUAAUUAUGGUAAUUAUCAUAGAGAAACUAUUCAGAGUACAAAGUUAGAACUGUCAUCUCCAUUGUCCACGUCCUGUCUAUGAUAACUUCUCUGCUGUUGGGGCAACCAGGAGUGGAGGAUCUCCGAGUUACAAACAUUUUGCUAGCCAGUACCAGGUUUGUUCAGAUUUUUCAGGUUACUGUUCUAUGUUCACAACGAGUAUACAGCAUUCAGACCAGGGGUUCCUAACCUACGGCUCUUGAGUCAAAAGGAAAAUGUGAUUCCUAGCUUUUAAGGAUGGGUCACCAUAGUUUUCUUAUAGCAAAUGUAUUGUGUACUACUAAGUAAUAAACAAUUAAUAUAUUUUUAAUAUUUUCUAUUUAUGUUAACUAUAUCGUACUUAAUAUAUUUCAUUUAUAGACAGGAGCAAAGUAAUUUUAUGAAAGCGUACUAUUGAAAACAGAACUAUGAGAUGUAAGGCUGCUUCACUAAUACAAUCUGAACCUAACCAAAAAUGAACUCUGCCAUAGAUAGUAAAUUCAAGCAUGACAUCUGAAAGUGGGAGAUCAAUGAAACGUAAAUUUGAAAAAUAUAUUGUGUGAUAAACGUUUUAUAAUGUGAUUCUUCAAUGUGUAAAUGUCUAGUAGUUGCUAGGGAAUAUUUAUCUGUUAAAAGCACUUUUACAUGUGAAAUGGGCGUUACCGUUAAAGGAAGCUAGAUUUAGAUGAAUUUGACACAUUAUAUUCCAAGCUCUGGACCAAAGAAUUCUAAUUUUUGUUGAUAAUAUCAGGUUCACUUUGAUCUCCUACUUUCCACUGAAGGCCGGUUUUCUGUAAGAGAAUAUAUUAUUCCUGCUUGUAUAGGAUAAAUGAGUAGCUUCCUCACGGGUGUAUAGAGCAAUUUACGUCUGUAUAUGUCCUCAUAUAUUCGUCUAAGGGCAAUGUUUUAUCAGGAAUACACAAAGAAUGCAGGCAAAACGUCUUGUAAAGUGGAUGACCACAUUCAGAUUAUUUUACAUUACUGGUUGUGCUCAUUGUAACUACAUGCAGAGAUUUCAUUUCCAUCUUCAUUGCAUCUUUGUCUAUCUCUUUAAAUGAGCAGACAGUUACAUGCCAUGGGAUACAUAACAAAGUUGAUCACUUGAUCCCCGGGGUAUCCAGUACUGAAAGCCAAGCACUGCUUUGUUGAAUAUUAGAAAAAUAAACAGCUCUGCUUGGUGAUCAAAGUACAUAGGUGGACAGGUGGCAUUCAGACAGACAGAGCAGUGAAUUUCACAAGCAUUGCUUGUGGAUACGUACAAACCUGUAGGUUGCUCUGAGGGUGGACAUCCUCUUAUGAAGUUAAUAUCUAACUUUUAAAAAAAAAAAUUUAAAAAAACCUUUACCCUCUGCACCUGUCUCUGAAUCACUGGGAGUAAAUAAUCUUACUAUAAUAUAUAUUGUAGUGGAUUAGUACUGCAGAUGGAUUACAGUGACCUUAAUGUUAAGUUUUAGUUGCUCACCAGCUGGAGGCUCUAAAGGGGUCCAUACUGUACAUCUGGUAAGUAUUCGGGCAGUUUUCCCAGUGCAUGGGUCAGGGUAUAUAGUAAAUCCAAUAUGUUGGAAAAUCCUUGAUGCCGAUUCCAUCCAAAAAUUUAUCUGGAUCAGGGAGUUGCACUUUUAACAUGCAUUUUUUUUUCUGCAAUUCCCUGGCUGAUCAUCGAUGUCUGCUAUUUGGAUCCGCAGAACGGGGAAUCGUGGCAUAGGUAUAUGGCCUGCAUAUAAGCCUUUCUGAUUAUCUAGUCUAGAGAGGUUCCCUGGCUGCUGGUGUUGCUAGGUAUAACGGGAUAUGGUACUUAGGUCGAUCUCACUUAGGUUGACACUCAGUAGGUCGACCACUAUUGGUCGACAUGAUCAUUAGGUUGACAUGGCAAAGGUCGACACAUGUAAAGGUCGACAUGGCGUUGUUGUUGUUUUUUAAUCUUCGUUUUUUUCAUACUUUACGAUCCACGUGGACUACGAUUGGGAAUAGUAACCUGUGCCGAGUGCAGCGAGGCACCUUGCCUGAAGCCGAGGGUACACGGGGCACUAAUUGGAGUUCCUGGUCACUUUACGAAGAUAAAAACAGAAAAAAAACUCAUGUUGACCUUUUUCCAUGUCAACUUUUUACAUGUUGACCUGCCAACCAUGUCGACCUACUGCCUGUCGACCAAUGGUUGUCGACCUAAUGAGUGUCAACCUAAGUAGGGUCGACCCAACAAACCCAUUCCAGAUAUAACAGGCAGGAUGUUUGAACAUAAUAUUAUACAGUUAUGUAUUUGACACAUAUUUGCUCACUUUAAAGUGUUCCCCUCUGGGAGAGUUCCCAAAAAAGGGAGAAGCACCUGAUCACUAUGGGGGGCACGGCCAGGUACUUCUCGUCAUUAGGCCCCAUACUCUUGAGCCAUAAUGCAAUGAAUCACACGCCCAUGAAGGGAGAGCCAGUGUCAAGAUGACAGGAAAAUAAUUUAAUCUUUAUCUCCCUCCAUUGGAGGGAUGUAGAAGGGUGACCCACUCUUACAGGAGUCCGUGGGACUUUUUGAAAAUUCAGUAGUCCCCUGGAUGAUAUGGAAUAGUAGGCCAAUAUGGAUUGACUUUUGAAACUUAAUGCAUCCAUGUGACAAGAACCGUCUACAUCGCUACUCUGCGUUAAUUAGAACUCUGAUUUUUCCAGUAUCUAAUACUCAGUAUGUGGCUUCCUGUAUGACUCCAUUUCUCUACUCAUUGUAUGGCACUGCACAGUUACAUGCGACCCUGUCCUCACUAACCAUCAAAUAACCAUUGCGAUUAUCCUAUUGGAUGUGACCAUUUUGAUGAUCUGAUUGGCCAUGCUGUGAACAUUCACAUGUUGUGAUUGGCUAAUAAACAUUGUCUACACAGACAAAUAUAUACUGUAAAUUGAGUACAGUAACUGGAUCAGACUCUAGUCAAAUGCACUUUAAGCAUUCUUUAUAUAUCAGUGGUGGUCCGCUGUAAUAGAGGUAACAUUACAAAAUAUGAUGUCCUGACGCACAGUUUUCAGCUAUGUAUAUUCCAAAAUCUCAAAUUGACAUACAUUUAAAUACAUUAUAUAUUUAAAAAUGGCAUGUGUAUUUAAACGUAUGUGCAACAAAUAUGCUGCGCUAUAUAAGAAACUGUUAAUAAAUAAAUGAAUGUCAUGUAACAUUAUUUGGGAGUUUGUGCUUUCUAUCUGCAUGACCUUCCUGUAGGAAAUCAUUCAUCAUCUUUGUACAUCUUACCUCGGAGGCAAAUAGUAGACUUGUGUACUUCAAUGCAAACUAUACAUUGCCCAGUGUUCAAAGGGGAAUGGAUGAAACUGGAUCGUCCAUGUAAACAAUAGUAGUAGGCACUCUGCACUUGGAAUGCAAAUUAACUUUAUCAGUGGCAGAUUUUUCAAAAGGGCAACAUUUUCAAAACGUUCCUGCAAAAUGCAAAUUUACAAAACAGUGUGUAAUGGCCAAACCUGAUGGAUGUAUUGUUAGCACUGUGCACAUUGGGGGUAAUUCCAAGUUGAUCGCAGCAGGAAUUUUUUUAGCAGUUGGGCAAAACUGUGUGCACUGCAGGUGUGGCAGAUAUAACAUUUGCAGAGAGAGUUAGAUUUGGGUGGGUAAUUUUGUUUCUGUGCAGGGUAAAUACUGGCUGCUUUAUUUUUACACUGCAAUUUAGAUUGCAGAUUGAACACACCCCACCCAAAUCUAACUCUCUCUGCACAUGUUAUAUCUGCCCCCCCUGCAGAGCACAUUGUUUUGCCCAACUGCUAAAAAUUUCCUGCUGCGAUCAACUUGGAAUUACCCCCAUUAUCUGAAAAUUUGCUCAUAGAUUAUUGGGAUUUUCAGUUUGUACCUCUCUUAUGUGUAUUUCUUCAUCUCCCAGCAAAACAUUAAUAGACUUUUGUGCUGCAGGAGUCCCCUGCCUGCUUCAGUGACCAGACUUUACUAGAUGCGUGUUCAUCUACCCUAGCACCCUGGUGAAUUGCAUUAUCAGUGCAGAUCUGAAUAAUUACCUCAGUCUAGCCCAACGACUCAGUACCCAAUGAGAGCUACUGACCCUUUUGACUUGUACACACACCAGCAGCUCGCAGUAUCUUAGCUCCAAAGCUGUUUUCAUUCUCCUUUCCUAAACAACAUACAGCUGCCUUCUUAUACUGAUCACUAUGCUAUUAGGAUAUCAGGCAGCCACUUUUUACGUUCUCCUCUAUUGCUUCCCCCUGCAGAUAGCGUGCUUGUAGUUUAGGUGGGAGGACAGUCUAAUAGAAUGCAGGUGGCUAUCAAAGCAAGCUUGGAAAUUAAAGAUGAGAACAAUUAGAAGAAGAGUUUCUAACUUGCUGCUUUUCCUAACCCACAGCUAAUCUGGUCUUGUAGGAGAAGCAGUCAGAUGUGUAAUUUUCCCUUGUUUCUCCAGGCCUAAAACAGGUCAUUGGAAUGUCAUCCUAGAAUCUGCUUUCCGGAGCUUUGUGGUACAGGUUGAGUAUCCCAUAUCCAAAAUGCUUGGGAGCGGAAGUAUUUUGGAUAUGGGAUUUUUCCGUGUUUUGGAAUAAUUGCAUGCCAUAAUGAGAUAUCAUGGCGAUGGGACCGAAGUCUAAGCACAGAAUACAUUUAUGUUUCAUAUACACCUUAUACACACAGCCUGAAGGUCAUUUUAGCCAAUAUUUUUAAUAACUUUGUGCAUUAAACAAAGUUUGUGUACAUACACACAAUUCAUUUGUUUCAUAUACAACUUAUACACACAGCCUGAAGGUCAUUUAAUACUAUAUUUUUAAUAACUUUGUGUAUUAAACAAAGUUUGUGUACAUUGAGCCAUCAGAAAACAAAGGUUUCACUAUCUCAGUCUCAUUUGAAAAAUUCUGUAUUUCGGAAUAUUCUGUAUUUCGGAAUAUUUGGAUGUGGGAUACUCAACCUGUAAUUCUAAUAACCAUUGACCCAUGUUGUCUUUAGUGAUGUAGGGAGCGUUGUUCCUAUGCCUUAUUUUGUUGGUUCUUUGUAGCCAGUUUUAUUACAACUCUCAUGAUUGCUGGUGACUGGGGUAGGGAGAUGAGUAGAAAUAAAACAAAAUGCCAUGAUAAAUAAUGUCAAACUGACAUCCCAUCCCAUUGGCUAACGAUAGGAUGACUGUUCUUAUGAAAGCAUACCUCCUAACAGUGGAGGCACCAAAAGCGGGACCUGCUCUCCUUUCUCUGAAUAGAUGCUAUGUGCGUGCCCUAUAUCAUCCAUCACCCGCUGCUCUUCUGUGCGGGGCAGCAGUUUGUGAUGACCCACCGUGGGACACUGUGGCUAUGUUUGCCCAGAGCAAUGCCAUUAUUGACAACAGAAGCUGCAGACAUGAUGGUAAAAAUAGAAUAUAUUUUGUAUUUUAGGUAAAUAGUCGUAGGAGGGAGUUUUGAAGACCAUCAAUGAAAGUAAUCUGAAGGGGUACCAAACAUCCACACCCUAGCAAAGUGGUCAUAUUCCUUUCUGUAAUUUCUCUAUUAAUGUUUAUUCAAUGAAUUGUGCCAUCAUGCAACUAGUUGAUAACUUCCUUUGUACAUUAUUACAUGAGGUGUUAGAUGAUGAAUUAUAAUAGUCUUGGAUGUGUGCUACUAUUGUAAGUGUAAGCAAUGUUCCUCAGCUCUGUACGAUCUGGUAGUUUUAUAUGAUGUGAUUGCUCUACAAAAUGUAACUAUAAUUUAUAUACAAUAUUUUUAUGUUUUAUGUUCUUGGUAGUGUAUAUAGGUGAGGUGGGGUAAUGCAAAUAUAUUCUCCCUGUGGGUUCUUUACCUGUCUGUAUUUAGGAUUGCAAGUUAGCCAUUUAAAAGCAAAUUCUUAUGGAUGUAUUUCAAGUACUUUGUAAUUUUUGAACCAUAAGACACAUUGGUAGUGUUUGUGAAGUAGGGCCGUGAUAAGGGGUGUGCAACCAUCCAGGGAGCAAAACCAAUGGGGUGACAUGGUAACUACCGUGAAAGCAGUCUCCUACAUUGUUCUACUAUGCAGAGUACUUGGGGAGGGUACCAGCUGCAAGGAAAGUCAUGGGACGUGUCCUUAGGAGGUGGCCAGCAGCCCCAUUUCUACACUGGUGCCUCUUGUGUGACGUCAUGUGGGGCAGGGGGUGCUAGACCAGGGUGCAUAGUACCCUGCUGUGGCACUGAUGGGAGGUCAUCUUCAUUAUACACACUUUGCCCCUUGGUUUUCUGUAUUUCAGAACUGGCUAGGUAACCUCUAAUGUCACACGGUGACACUUUUCACCUGGGAGGCAGCUUUAGAAGUCCAUUUUGAAAUAAAGCAUGUACAGGCCAAGGUGAAGGAGGACACAGGUAAACUCUCACUAAUUUCUUGCCAAAAACUGCAGCUUUGUCAUCUGCAUGCCACACUGCAUCUGGAAAAACAGGCAGGCUGCAAUCUUCUUAAUGGCUAACCUAGUAACACUAGAUAUUUAACAAGUAUCCUUUCUACUAUAGACAAAUUGCAGACUUCCUAGAACUCUUUCAGCACACUGUUUGUUGAGUUUGUGCUAAGGUAAGAAAGAGUUAACUAUCGAGCUAAUGAGAACGGCUCUUCCUUGCUGGGAAGCAUGUGACACUGCCAAAUAUCCACAAGGAUGUGAUUGUAAUUCUUUUUACUUGCUGCUAUGUGAUCUGUGUUGUCUUGUUUUUUUAUGUUCCAUUUUGUGUGGUUGUAGGGGAAACCAGCUAAAAAUAGAGUACAAGUACUUUGUCAUUCCUUUUUGAUUAGCUAUUUAAUGACUGCAAGACCUCAUCUGUGCUUUAAUUACCAGUUCAUUUAAGCAAAUGAAGCAAGCUGGCUGCAGACUUCCUGUGCGCUUUGUAAUGGCAAAGUCUGUGUUUAAAGUAGCAGUGUUGCUUUUUUGCCACAAGAAAGCAAAUGAGUGGCAGUGCUUUUUGGUUUUUAAGGGUUUUAUGCAAGACAGAUGCCAGGGUGCUGCGGUCUGCAAGAUGAUUGAACUUCUAUUUUGUACGUUGUAGAAAUCCGGACCCGUAGUUACCUUGUUGUACAUGUGGUUUCAGAAGCCAUGCCUUAUGGCCGAGUUGGUUUACUAACAAGGUCUUAUAAAAUACAGUCACACUAGUAGCGUGUGAAGGAACCCAUAAACUAAAACCUUUUCCAAAACCAGAGGGGAUUGAGUAAAAUGUUACCAUCAUUAUUUUAUGUUGUGCAAAUUAGAGGUGUUUGUUCUAGGUUGCCAUCCAUGCAGCCCCAGUUGGCACAAUUAAUAUAUUGUAUAUCAAACAGAUAAACAAAAUUGUUCUUUAAUUCCUUUUUAUUGUUUUAUGAUUUGUCAAAUGUAAGAACUACAUACUUUAGUUACCUAUUUAUAGAUAGUAUAGACAUGCCUGCUAUUGUGAUGUUCUUUAUUUGUAAUGCUACUUGCAUUUUUCAAGUGUUCUUGUCUCUUAUAAACUGUUGUACAGAUAUAUACUCUGAUAUCUAGUCUCAAUAUUUUGCGCAGCACAGCAUGCCUGGAAUGAGGGAGUAGCCAGGUUCUGUGCAACUCUGCUAGCGGUGGGUGGCUUAUUUGCUGAAAAUCCGUCAUAGUUGCAAUGUGAUGCGACUAGGCCGCACCAGGAGUCUGUAAACGAAGCACAACGGAAUUUGGUGUGGAUAAAAGCGACCAAUGCUGCUCCGUAGCACUACAUAUGCAGAUUCAGAGACUAUGUCGCACACAGAUAUACAAGUGUCUUAUAUCAUUAAGUCUUCUGGUAUGUCCUACUUGCAUUGCGUUGCGACUAGAUGCAUUUUUUUUUUUUGCAAAAAAGACAGCCGGCCCAAGCAGAGCUAUGUGGGACAUGGUGCGCUGAGAGGGGCAGUUUGCUGUGACUGCAGAAAUACGUGAGGACACCCCACUAGCACCCAAAUAGCAUGCCAGUUGUUAAAUAAAGUUAUGGUAUCCCAGUGGAAAGGAAGGUUGCCUCUAUUCUGAUGAAGUAUACAUUGUAUUCUUGGGGUCAAGUUCAAUUAGAGGGCACAGUGUGAGACGUGCUCAUAUUUUCCAUAUAUAGUGUAUACUCAGAAAUGUGGCAGAAUCACAGAUUAUUGUGCACACCUGCAUGGGGCAAACAGAAAUCCCUGGUAUAGGUGUAGUGCGUAGGUCCGCACUUUAUUGAAUCAACCCCUUUUUAAGUGAAAAAGAUAACAAUGAAUACAGGCAUAAAAAUCUCUAAAUAGGGUUUUAUUUGGAGUAAGUAAUUAAGUAUGGAACUUUCCGUUUGACCUGUUAUCUGAACGAACAGCAUUGGUGCUGCCACAGCUGACUUCAUGAGCAGCUACACUGUACACUACACAUAUAACAUUGGCAAAUAUACACAAGGGGAGUUAACUAUCAUGCCUCACUCCAGACAUGCCUAAAAAAAUGCACCUUCCCAUGACGUCAAUCUUUGCUGCAGCUUAGUUUUCCAUUUGACCUGUGUUCAUGGUCGCUGCUUCUCCUGUCAAUGUAGGGGGCAAGGUCUCAGUCAGUUCCUGUAUCUCAAGAUAACCAAAUCCUCCCUGAUGUGACAGGUGGGCAGAGCCCGUGUUUAAAGUAUCAUUCUGCUUCCAGUAUUGCAUAUCACAUACAUCUAUCUGACAUCAUUGCCAGUUCCCAGACUAUGGCCAAAUAUAACCGUGUACGGGAUAGUAAAGUACCAAGAUUUCUGCGAUUUAGCAUGACUAUUUAAAGUGGCAAUGUUUUACAGUGGGAACCAGGUUGGUUCCUAUUAUUAAAAAAAUACCAUUUUAAAUCUUAGUGCUAAAUUUGCAAAAUGUUAUCCCUUUGCAGUAUUGCGUUCUGUUAUAUUUGGACCUUGUUAUAGAUUUAUUAUUUUGGUGUAUUUUAUUUUUAUUUUUUUUGUUUGUUUCUUUUAAUCUUGUGCUGGUCCUGUAUAGAAGAAAGUAAAUGUUCUAAAUUUUAAUGGAAACUGAAAAAUGGUUAGUUUAAAAUGCCACUAAAGUGAAUGUUUUAAGUGCUUGUUUCUUGGUUAGUAACAUUCACUUAAAUAGUAUAGGGUCAGCUUGGAACUGCUUGUUUUUAAGAUUUACACACUUGGGCCAAUAUGUAAUGGCCUGUGAGGUGUAGGCUUUUUGGGAAUUUCUGCGAGUCUGUCCAUACUUUUAAACCGGCAAUAAUUUACAAGGCAAAACAGACAUGGUUUUGCCUUGUAAAUGAUUGCUGCUUUAAAAAUAUGGGCAGACUUGCAGGCUAUUACAUAUUGCCCCUGAUUUUUUUUCUUUGAGGCUGUGGUUGGUAAUUGGGGUAAUUUACGUCACAAUUCCCUGUAAGUGGGGCACACUUUCUAGUAUCCUGUAAGAUUGAUUGAUAUAUAUAUAUAUAUAUAUCAAUCAAUCAAUCUAUCAAUCUCUAUUUUACAAUGAUCUUAACAAACCCUACUUUAUGAUGUAUUUGAUAUUCCAUAAAUAAAAAUCAUUACAGGAAAUAGGUGUUGCUGCCCUCUAUUAUAGUUAGCUUUGAAUCCAUUCUCUCCUAAAAUAAACUGAACUUAUUUAUCUGCUGCUUUAACUUUCCAGUUGCUGGACGGGUCUGCAAAGCAACAUUCUUCUAAUUUUUUUUGUUUUCCUGGUAUAAGUUGCUUUUCAAAAACGUGCUUUUUUUUUUUUUUUUUUUUUUUUUAGAUCUAAAAAUGAGUUAUUCAUACUGAGAGUUUAAUUAAAGGUGGUUUAUAUUUUAAUUUAUAUAAUUAAUUGUAAAUAAGAAUAAUAGAAGAUAUUUCUAGAUUUAAGGCAUCUGUAUUUGUGCUGAUAGCUAACUCCUUCACUGCUGUCCUGCAGGACUUGGGCGGUUUUGCAGUUUUGACUUAUUUUAAAAAUACUUUUUUGUAAACUGACCAAACGAUUUGUAUAUUCAAGAAUUCAGCUUUCUGCACAGUCUUUGAAAAUAUUUUUUUUCCUGCAAAAGGGUAUAUUCCCCCCCAAAAAAACAAUGUUAGUAGUGAUGUUAAAUGUUUCUAGACUAGUCUACCAACCAUGGAAGCUGUAUUAUAUUUUAUUUGGAAGUUUUUUUAAUCUUUUGUUUGUAUUACCAUAAUAGAUUCAUGUUGUUAAUAAAAUGUCCCUGGAAGUAUAA